Cooperia oncophora is the source of this 1080-nucleotide messenger RNA. NCBI's taxonomy places the organism in Eukaryota, Metazoa, Nematoda, Chromadorea, Rhabditida, Trichostrongylidae. The record is from the annotation of a GenBank genome assembly.
AUGUCGGAGCCUGAAAUUUCACAGCUGGGACCUCGCUCAGUAUUGACCGGAAAGGAGGAGUCUCAGGCUAUUUACUGUUUCAGGCCUGACGAAGGUGCUGGUCACCGAGGUACUCGAGCAAGGCUGAAGGACUAUUGGGAUUUCUUUAUUUCCGAAAAACCGCGUCCGUGGUUCCCAGGUGACAACUCCACGGUCCCUUCCACUAACGCUAUGGACCCGUCCAUCAAGCGCAAAAAGGGUGUAAAUUGGACCCUACAGGAAAACGAGUUGGUUAUCGAAUUGUUCCUAGACAACUACGACACCUACUACUUCAAAUUUUCCGACGGGUCUAAAAAGGGUAUAAAAGCGGUACGGGAUUCUUUACACGAACGAUGGGCUGAACAGUUGACUCGACUGGGAUUCUCCGAGCGAUCACCGGCCCAGGUUGCUGAGAAGAUCAAGAAGAGCAUCAUCAUAACUCGGAAGUAUAUCAACAACUAUAGUGAGAAUGCACCACGUACCGGGCGAGGAGACGACUUGCCUCCAUUUCUUAGGCCACUGGAAAAGAAGCUGCGUGAGGAACAUGCCAAGGAGGUGAAUGGGUGUAGCUUCUCAGCUGGUGAGCGUCAAUUCAGAGACUUUUUCUUGUCCUUUUUCGUGCAGUUUGAUUUGCGCAUUGCAGAAGAUGGUGUAAUUCCAUUCUAUGAUCUAUUAAAAGAUGUGAAGGAAGAAUCUAUGAGCUCGACAGGAGGCAAAGACACGAGCGAUUGUCAUUCUUUGGAUGCGGAUCUUGACAUUGAACGUGGUACUAGUAGCCUCUAUGAGAGCCCGAUGACUCGUCUAUCGCAAAUGGCUAAUAUACCGCAGACGUUUGAUCCACCAAUAGCACCAGUUACACCGUUCAAGAUCUCUACACUACCGUCUUUGAUUUGCAAGAGUAAGAAGCGUUGGUCUGACGAAGAGAUGGACGACAUGACUUUGAAACGUCAACGCCUCCUGGAUGCAGAACUUGAGCUUGUUGAACGAAAACGGUACCUCGUCGAAAUGAAAAUCAAGUACUGGGAAGAAAAGACGAAACGUCUCUCCACCUCAACAUCGUAG